AUGGCUGACAUAUUUGACAUGGACGGGUGUGCAUCCCAGUUGCUGAACGCAAUGAAACACUUGACGUUUGAAAAUGAACCUCCAGCUCAUGACAUCGAUAAUUCACUGUCGUUGAAUUACAAAUUGAUAGACGAAACUGCCCCCUUUCUGGUUCAAAAAGAGGAUGUUCUUGACUCGUUCGAGGCAACCGAUACUAUAGACGACGCCUUUUCCACCAGAGCAACCCCGAUACACAUCAAACGUCGUAGUGCUAAUCAAACUCAAAACUUGCCGGUGCCUGGCAGACCACGUCGAAGAUCGUCGAUAGUGUCUUCCUAUGAGGUGAAAAUUCAAGAGGAUUAUGUCUCUACUAGCUUCACAAAUGAUAUUGAUCCAACCAUUGCUAUCAAUAAUGAAAGAAACUCUGCGUACAAGCCGAAAUUAUCCGACUUUGAGCCCAUCAAGGUGUUGGGAAAAGGCAGCUAUGGUAAGGUACUUCUUGUCAGGGACUUGAGGACGGGUCACUUGUUUGCUCAAAAACAACUUUUGAAAGCCUCAAUGAUUAUAAACCGAGAUGAAAAUGACGAAGGAUCCGAGGAUGACGGACCAAAAAUUCACACUAAAAAUUACCAAAGAACUUUGAAUGAAAAGCAAAUUUUGGGAAUAGUUCACCAUCCAAAUAUUGUCAAGCUUUAUUACGCCUUUCAGGACAAUAACAAAUUGUAUCUCAUAUUAGAAUACUUGCAAGGAGGUGAGUUGUUUCACCAUUUGUCAAUGGAGAAGUUUAUGAGUGAGAAAAAUGCUGCAUAUUACUUAGCCCAAUGCAGUUUGGCACUUCACUACUUGCAUACAAAAGUGAAAGUAAUCUACCGUGACUUGAAACCAGAAAAUUGCAUGCUUAAUUCGCAAGGUCAUUUAGUAUUGACUGAUUUUGGUCUCAGCAAAGUUGCAUCAGAUGAAGAUAAGCUAAACUCAAUUACUGGAACAAUUCAAUAUAUGGCUCCAGAAGUCAUCAUGGGAGAAGAGUAUGAUUAUGGCGUUGAUUGGUGGAGCUUAGGCUGUGUAGCCUAUGACCUUUUGACGGGAGCUCCUCCGUUUACAGGGCUGGAUCCUGAUAAGGUGUUGAAAAAAAUUAAAAACUCCAAAAAGACUUUGAAGUUUCCAUUCUAUUUGAGCAACGAUGCAAAGGACUUUUUAAGGAAAAUGCUACAGGUCGAUCCUGAAAAGAGAUUUGAUGUGGAUGGCGAAUGGGAAAAGUACAAGAAGCACAAUUUCUUUAGACACAUUGAUUGGAGUUCAUUGGAGAAAAUCGAUCUUGAUGAUAAUGUUGCAAAUGCUAUAUUGCCUCCAAUAUUACCCAUCAUCACCGAUCCGGUUCUUGCGGAAAAUUUUGAUGAUGAGUUCACGGAAAUGACAUUCACGCCACAGCAAAAUUCCCUGAUCUUGAAGGAUACUUUCCAUAUGAAGGACUUUUCUUACACAAACCCAAAGUUCUUAGACAAGAUUAAAUUAUACGGAAAUUGA
Molecule: messenger RNA, 1503 nt
Organism: Lodderomyces parapsilosis
Lineage: Eukaryota; Fungi; Ascomycota; Pichiomycetes; Serinales; Debaryomycetaceae
Product: putative protein kinase
Exons: 1
Coding region: 1-1503 (500 amino acids)
Biological process (GO): protein phosphorylation
Molecular function (GO): ATP binding; protein serine/threonine kinase activity
Source: RefSeq, a predicted model, not a curated record